AUGUCGACUAUCCUCGACGUCAUGGCUUUGGAAGGACCUGAUAUGAUCACUGGUACUAAGCAUACCUUACUAGAGCUGCACACAUUUUGCAUGGCUGUGAAAGCAUCUAAACAUGUAUUCCCGCGACUGAAGCCUACUGUCCGAGCGGAUGUCGGCGCAUGGCCCAGCGCUAAACGAAUGGCAUCGAUCAAGGAGAUAUACGUCGCCGCCCAGAAUUUACAUCAAAACGAAGUGCAGAAAAAGCACUCGUUCGUCUGGGUCGAUCCUGAUGCCUCGACCGAGUCCCCCUCAUUAGCAUCCGAUACGAAAGAUCAGAAAUCACGACACGCACUUGAACAGAUCAUCGAGAAACACUGUGUCGACCACCUGCUCACUGCCGAAGUAUCUUGCGACACUACCGAGCAGAUAUUGCGUGAUAUCCUUGAAGUCUGGGAGAAUACCGGAGAAGGUGUGGAUGAUGUCGACCGGCGCAUGCUAGCUAUACUGGUUUCAAGAGAUAUCGACAAUCCUUCUGGGCACAAGUGCGAAUGCAUCUAUGAGCUCGCAGUAGAUCUUAGCUUGGGGCGAUCUUCUUCUUUUGUCCGAGACAUGGUGCGUAUCGUUCGUGUGCAGGAGACGGACACACGGCAAGCCAUCAUUGCUUUGACGAACACCCUGGCAGCACGGGAAGGUUGCAAAAAAUGUUGGAGAGGGGUCUUACUAAGAUGGCUGAACCAAAAUGAGAAGCAAGAAGCGCGAUGGGGCACUGCCAUCAUCGACCACUUGGUCCAAACCAUGGACCCUGCGACAUGGCUCUCCUUCAUGCAAUCACUGGAGACGAUCUUCGCCGACACUAUUGCCGAUAACACCAACAAACACGAGUUACCGUCUCUACUGCGGCCCCAGAUUUUGACUUGGGUAUCAGAAGUAGCAAAGUUCGGGCCCACCUUGACGAAGCUCGAAGAAGUAUCCGAGAGUCCAUCCGCAGUACGUCACAUGUUAUUCUAUGGUACCGAACCACGAAGGAAAGAGAAUCUCGCCAUACUUUCGCAUCUCAAAAAAGCGGAAGGAAAUUCAGCGGAAGCAGUCAUGCAAAACAUUGUCCUUUGGAUAUCCGGUCGAAGAUCAGAUAUGCGCGAGGUCAUUGAGUGUUUAUCCAAACUACUGGACGCGCCAUAUGAGGCUAUAGAAGCAUGUAACGAGAUUUGGGAUGCGAAAUGUGGUUUUCUGGACAUACCUGGACUACCUACUCACGAGCAAGCUGGUCUAUCUCGGAUCGUCUCAAGAGAUGUUGUCUACUACGACGACGCGUCUGAACAGUACAAGAUCAUGAUGCAACCAGACCCAUUGACGUCAAAGGCGAAGAGACCUCUCCAAACAAUUGCCAAGCGAAGAUAUGACGUCCCAUUAGCUGUCACUGAGGUCAUGGUUGCUGGUUGGAUCCAAGACGACGACGUAGCACCAGAGACGAAGACCGUCAUCGAAUGCCUAGCUCGUCUGCUCAACUUGGAAGUGUACAAGCGGGAUAUCCCCAAAGGCGAGCUCUCGAAAGCGACAGAAUUCUGGAAUGGUAUCGAAGCAGAGAUCAUGCGAGAAGCCGAACGCCUCGAAGGGCUGAAGAGGACACUGAAAGCGAAAGACCCCUUGCAGACAGCCUUGCUGAUCGAAGAGUACAAUAUACCCGAUAGCAAUCUACUGGAAGAUGAAAUACAAGAAUUGCCUCCCGGCAUCAUCGAUCUAGUCGAAUUGAUCGAUGAUGACGAGAUCGAGAUGAGCUUCACACUCGCUUCCUACACUGAGCUACAACGAAGCGCAAUGGGCGUACCGAGCACAGCGAACAACCUUCUCUUACGGCUAACCAUUGAUCGGUACGCCCUCCCCCUCGACGUCCGCAUCCCCGAAAUCCGCACCGACAUCUUCGCCGUCGACAUGCUCCUCAGCUCCGUCUACAGCGCCGCCAUGGCCAACAAAGCCGAGCUCCUCCCCAACUGUCCCAUCCACCCCAUCAGCACCGUCAAAACCAUCCUCGAUAGUCUACCCAAACUGUCCGUCAUCCGCGACGCAGUCCACAUCUCCACCGUCCUGUCGAAAUACCACGUCGACGCCGAGAAGCUCAUCUCAUGGGCAUACUACAGUACUGUUCCACGGUACAUCACUGGAUCGCCUCCCAGCGAUCCUCGCUAA
Molecule: messenger RNA, 2163 nt
Organism: Alternaria ventricosa
Lineage: Eukaryota; Fungi; Ascomycota; Dothideomycetes; Pleosporales; Pleosporaceae
Exons: 4
Coding region: 1-2163 (720 amino acids)
Source: RefSeq, a predicted model, not a curated record